Molecule: messenger RNA, 546 nt
Organism: Aspergillus tubingensis
Lineage: Eukaryota; Fungi; Ascomycota; Eurotiomycetes; Eurotiales; Aspergillaceae
Product: DUF1772 domain-containing protein
Exons: 2
Coding region: 1-546 (181 amino acids)
Source: RefSeq, a predicted model, not a curated record
AUGUACACAACAGACACCCUCCCAACAAGCUUCUGCAUAGCUCAAGCAAUCGGCCUCAGCGGCGCCGCUUGGCUCUCGGGAAACAUCUUCUCUCUAUCCCUAAUGACAAUCCCAGCUCUCCUGCAAUCCCACAAAGAGCAUAGGAUCCCUCUAUCAACUAUCACCAAACAAUGGGCCCUCGUCUAUGAAACGGGCAAAAACCGCGCUCCCCCGAUCGCUCUCUUCACCGCCACCACCCUCUUGUAUCUAUCCUGGGAGACGAGAGCACAGAGCACAUUGGCAGCGAUCGUACCACGGGGAGCAACCACUACGUAUGCGAUUGCUGCUGCAUUGACGAUUGCCAUUGUGCCGUGGACUAUUCUGGCUAUGAAGGGCACGAAUGAUGCUUUGAUGGAGAAGGCCAAGGUGGGCGUGCAGGAGGAGAAGAAUCCUCAGGAGGGCGAGAGGGUGUUGGGAUUGUUGGAUAGGUGGGCGUUGCUUAAUGGUGCGAGGGCUAUGUGGCCUCUCGCUGGGUUUUUGGUGGGUUUGUUGGCAGUUGUGCCUUGA